AUGUACUGUGCAAUCGACGGCGACGUGUUUGACCUUGGCCGCUACCUCCACUCCCACCCCGGUGGCGCGCAAAUCCUCUAUGCAUACGCUGGACGUGACGCCACCAGUUUGAAGAUAGAUGAUGUGAGUCUCUUCCACCAACUCACGCCAUACACGGGCACCGACGCCACGCAUCUCCUAAAGACGGAAGACCCGCCACCUGCUCUUCUUGAGCUCCUCAAGCGGGACAACCUCGUCUGCGCAAAGCUGGUCAGCAGCACCCGACGGCUCAUCACACCCGUCGAGUUCAGCCGGCGCAACCACUUCCCCAGCAAGACGGAGCGCCAAAAUAGUUUUGGCGCUAGGGACACGAACUGGCGGGUUUGGGUGGCGGUUGCGGAGAAGGAGGGCUCGAAGAAGCAGAUGGUUUAUGAUGUCACUUCUCGGCGGGCGCAGGUUUUACGGGGUAGAGGCCAGUAUGUAGGCGAGAAACUUGCUGGGUCGAAAAGACGUGUGGGUGCUCUCGACGAUGCUGUUUUGGAGACCUACGGGGAAGAGAUCGAAGCGAGUUGGGGCUUGGAGGUGAAUAUGGACGCCGAUGGGCAACAUUUAAACGGUGGCUUUCUUUUGUCGUGUGUCUAA
This is a messenger RNA of Chaetomium globosum CBS 148.51, 621 nucleotides long. RefSeq lists its product as uncharacterized. Gene Ontology annotation, molecular function: heme binding. The record is from RefSeq and is a predicted model, not a curated record. Lineage: Eukaryota; Fungi; Ascomycota; Sordariomycetes; Sordariales; Chaetomiaceae. Bases 1 to 621 code for a protein of 206 amino acids. The transcript is spliced from 4 exons.